Molecule: messenger RNA, 408 nt
Organism: Coccomyxa subellipsoidea C-169
Lineage: Eukaryota; Viridiplantae; Chlorophyta; Trebouxiophyceae; Coccomyxaceae
Exons: 3
Coding region: 1-408 (135 amino acids)
Source: RefSeq, a predicted model, not a curated record
AUGUCGGAACCGAGCCGCAUAGAAAUGGUUGUUAUUCCAAGGGAGGAAGAGGUGUUCGAUCGGGAGGAAGUGCUGGGCAGAGACGCAAAAUCUGUCUUCCCCACAGAAUCCAAGACGCCAGCGAUCGAUACCGAGGCCGUGAAAGCAGCGUUGGGGUCCAAUCUAAGAUUCAUCACCGAAUCUGAGUUGGAAAAGAUCAAGGCCGAACGAGGAGCGCGGGUGGAGGAUGGAUCCCUGGAGCCCAGCAAGCCGCUGGUGGAGGUUCUCAGAGAGGCUGCAGAGGCCAAGGAGGCUGCUUUCCAGGCAGUCUGGAAGUCCAUGAAAGUCGGUAAGAUUUGCCCUGCUCAAGAAAGUAAAUAUCGACUACUGCUGUGUCACAAGGAGUUGUUCACAAUCCCAUGCUUCUAG